Molecule: messenger RNA, 2642 nt
Organism: Paramormyrops kingsleyae
Lineage: Eukaryota; Metazoa; Chordata; Actinopteri; Osteoglossiformes; Mormyridae
Source: RefSeq, a predicted model, not a curated record
GAAUUGAUGAUCGGACGUUUUGAUUUCAUUGUCUGGCGGAGGGAGUCGGAAGAAAUCAGCUGAAUUCGAGCGUUCGUUUGAAUUGUCAGCUAAAAAAAGAACUUUCCUGACCUCCCUUCCUGCCCCCCCCCCCCCCCCAAAGCCAGCGAACAAACAAGAACAGCUGCGGGCUGGGGGAUGCCACGCGGCCCGGGCGCCGGUGCUUCGAGGUGCGAUGAUGGAAUCGGCAGCCCUCGCACCAGAUGAAGAGUUAGGCAAAAUGGACACCACAAAACUGGAGCCCCUCCCGGGACAGUCUCGCCCUGGGGGGCUCGCCCCACACAGCCUGACCUUUCGUGAAGAGGGGAGUCACCUAAUGCACUCCUACAUGACCCCGGGGAGUAAGGAGUCUUGGCAGGAGAAGAGGCUUGUCCAAACUAUGAACCUGCGCUCUGUCUUUACGGCCGAGCAGCAGCGAAUCCUGGAGCGCUACUAUGAGAACGGGAUGACCAAUCAGAGCAAGAGCUGCUUCCAGCUCAUUCUGCAGUGUGCCCAGGAAACCAAGCUGGACUUCAGCGUGGUCAGGACGUGGGUUGGGAACAAAAGGCGGAAGCUGGCGUCCAAGGUGGACCAGAAUGGGGGUGUCGCCAGCCAUGGGACGGUGGGGAGCUGCGGCGGUGCGGUGCCAGCGGCGUCCGGGGCCCAGCUGACGCCGGAGAUGGGGGGUCCUCACGCCGCCCAGCGAGGGACGCAUCUCCUGAUGACACCGGCGGCGUCUCCGGCAACCACGUCGUCUUCCUCACCCUCCUCUUGCUCUUCACAUGGCAGCGGCAUGGGAAACGGCAACGGCAGCAACAGCGAUGUGAUCGUGACGGGGAUCUACUCGCUGGCCCGCCCCCUUGGCUCAAGCCGCACAGAACCCUCGCCCCAGGCCAAGGUGGAUCCCCCCACGCCGGCUCACCCCCGCCCUCCCCAGCAGAUUGACGGCGUGGCGCUCAACGUGAGGCCGUCGGCUCUCCCUCGCAGGGUGCCCCAGCCCAGCGGCGCCUGCGGCCCAUCGAUCCAGGUCCGGAAGCCGUUCCCUGCAGGCGAUGCUGUGGCCGUGCAUCGUACCUGGGCCAGGCAGUACAACCCACCCCAACCCUGGCCCUUCCUCUCGCACCCUCAGCCUGCCGGCUCGUCGUCGAACGCGUCACCGCACACCCAGCCCUGCACACCGGAGUCAGGUGUCAGGGUCCAGCAGGUCUUCUCCCUGGCCACACUGAGCGAAGGACACCACAGGGGGGCGCCAGAGAGUGGGCCGCCCAAGGGGCCGUCGAAGACGCGCCCUCCUGACGGCUCGGGCUGCUUUUCCAUUGCCAUGGAAACGGCGGAUGCUGAUGACGAGUACGCCCGUGAGGAGGAGCUGGCCAGCAUGGGGGCACAGCUGCAGACAUGUUCGGCAGUGGGAGGCAGCGGCAGCACUGUGAACUAUGGGGCCACAGCAUAUCCGCGAAUGGACAGUCCCGGGACGCCACCUACUGGGAGGAAUCCAGCCGCUGUCAAGAUGCUUGGUUCUGACCCUUUCGGCGCGAAAGGUUAUCAGAGCCAGCCUAUGUCGUCUCACUGUCCUCCAAGAUUGAGCUUCUUCCUUAGCAACACAGGUGCUAGAGGCAGCUACCCUGUCGGGAUUCACCAGCAGGGGUCGCCAAAGCGCGUGUCCAACCUCCAGGUGUCGGGUAACUUGUCUGCUCCCUGGAUUACCAGCAACUCUCGCAAACGGACACUGCAGGACAGGACGCAGUUCAGUGACAGGGAUGUGCACACUCUGAAGAGGUACUGGGACAAUGGCAUGACCAGCCUGGGCUCCGUGUGUCGCGAGAAGAUCUCCGCAGCGGCCACGGAACUCAGCGUCGACAGUGAGAUCAUCAAGACAUGGAUUGGAAAUCGACGUAGGAAGUAUCGCCUGAUGGGUAUUGAGAUCCCGACCCCCACGAGCGGCCCCGCCGUUUUCACGAAGCAGUCGAGCAUGGAGUCACCCCGCUCCAUGACCCCCGAGGAUGACGAUGUCAGCGUCCCUGAGCCGGGGGAGGACGGCGAAAGCAACGAUGUGGUCUCCAUCUGUCUGUCUGAGGGGGGUGCGGCAACACCCCGACGCAGGACACUUUGGGGCGGCCAUCUUUCCAGCUUUCAUGACGGCCAGCUCGUUAUUCCCACAUUCCAAAUUCCUUUCCGACUUCCUGCUUUUCUCCAGGAGCUGUUGGCCAGUCUACCUCAAGAAGUGGAAGAAGACUGGGAGCUGGGCUCAGAGCCGUGUGCCGAUUCUGUCGCCGCCUCCGUUUCCAACAGCAACUCCUCUGUAUCAGAGGCAGUACCGCUGCUAGCCGAAGUGGCCCCCUAGGCGAGCGUCACUGCCAGCGCCCCGCGUCUGCGGCACAGUGAAAUCGGCUGGCAUAUCGGCACCCCCUCAAGUGGGCGCCCUCGGCAGCCAGCCGCCUAUGCCGACUGUAGGAUUAACCGGCCCUGAUGACAGGAGACAAGUGGUGCCUAAAUCCCCGUGAGGCCAGGACGCCUCCAGAAAGGUCUGGCCUGUUACGGCACUGAAGGCCUUUUUCUACUGCCUGUCUGUCCGCCUUGUUUGAGGGAUCGGUCUGAGAAUAAUAAACGCCACUGACUUGAAGGAC